AUGGCGCUACUUACUCCUGUUCAGAGAUUACACCUCAUGAAUGGUCUCAUGAUGGUCCAACAACAGCAUGCUGCUAACACCCUAACUGUGGUCCAUUUGCUCCAUGUGCGACGUCAGGCAUGCCAGCAACAGCGGAGGAGAUAUUGGGUCCGAGAAUGGCUUAUCAGGAGACCACUGUAUGGCAUGUACGAGAAACUGAUGGGGGAAUUGGAGCGCGAAGACGUGGCAGGGUUCCGGAACUUUAUCCGGAUGGAACCAGCCCAGUUCUAUGAGCUGUUGCAGACAAUCGGUGAUCGCAUCACGAAGCAGAACAUAUGGUUUAGGAAACCUCUGGAACCUGGUCUGAAGCUGUCCAUCGCAUUCCGCUACUAUGCUGAAGGGGACAGCUACCACUCCCUCAUGUACAGCUUCAGAGUGGCUCAUAACACCAUCUCGAAGAUUGUGCUUGAGGUGAGCAGUGCCAUUGUGGCAGAGCUGGCAGUGGAGCGAAAUGGCAGUUUUUCCACGCCCUGGGCGCCCUUGGUGGCAAACACGUGCACGUCCGAUGUCCGGCCAAGGGGGGAUCAUUGUACUACAAUUACAAGGGCUUUCAUGGCCCAUGUCGAUGCGGAGUACAAAUUCAUGUGGAUCGACAUCGGGACGGCCGGCUCCCACUCCGAUGCCCAAGUCUUCAACCACAGCGAGCUGAAGGACGCCAUUGAUAAUGGCGUCAUUGGUUUCCCCAAUGCCGCACCUCUUCCAGGUGACGACAAGAAUGUACCAUUCUUCAUGUUAGGAGACGACGCAUUCGCACUAAGAACGUGGAUGAUGAAACCCUACAGCACCCAAAACCUUGAACACGACGACCGCAUUUUCAAUUAUCGAUUAUCCAGGGCCAGGAGAAUAGUCGAGAAUGCUUUCGGCAUUUUAGCCAGUCGAUUCCGCUGCCUCGUACCAACAAUGCAUCAGACCCCGGUGACAGUGGUCCAGAUUGUGGAGGCAUGUGUGUGCCUACACAAUCUAAUGCACAUGUGGACCCAGGUACGAUACCCGUCGAUGCCGACCAUGAGAACGAGAACCACCAAGUGGUUCCUGGUGCUUGGAGGAAUGGUCGGCAGAUCGACGAUGUGA
This is a messenger RNA of Gigantopelta aegis, 1110 nucleotides long. RefSeq names its product putative nuclease HARBI1. Bases 1 to 1110 code for a protein of 369 amino acids. The transcript has 2 exons. The record is from RefSeq and is a predicted model, not a curated record. Lineage: Eukaryota; Metazoa; Mollusca; Gastropoda; Neomphalida; Peltospiridae.